Molecule: messenger RNA, 543 nt
Organism: Homarus americanus (American lobster)
Lineage: Eukaryota; Metazoa; Arthropoda; Malacostraca; Decapoda; Nephropidae
Exons: 2
Coding region: 136-543 (135 amino acids)
Source: RefSeq, a predicted model, not a curated record
AUACCAGCCCCGCGGUGGACCCUGGCAGGACAGUGUUACCAGAUAAGGUCACGGAAUCGGGCACUACAACUCGUGUGCCAGAGGUCAACUUGGCCCUCCCAGGAGUGCCAGUUGAGGUCAGCUUUGAGGUUGAAGAUGUGGUUUAUGGGUGGUUCCAUCUUGCGGCUGGUGAUAGGCUUGGCUACUUUCCUCGCCUCUACAUCCCUUGACCUUGAUUCUACUGAGGUCACGGGGUCAUCAUCCUCCACUCCCAGCUAUCCCUCACAUGACCCAAGAGAUGAGAAAGAGAUUGAGACACUGAUGAGGAGUGAGGGAGAUGAGAAAGACGAUGAGAGAGACGAUGAGAGAGAUGAUAGCUUCCCCUUAGAGGCGUCUCUUGGUAAAACAGAAGCGGACCUUACAACAUCUCUUGGACCUUGGGGAACCUCAACACCCAAUAUGGCCUCUGUGUCGGAACUGAUGUCAGGGAGGAAGAAGUGUCCUGACCUCACGCUGAUGUCAUCAGAUGGUAAGCUUGCCCAGGGACGUCAGAUUAUAGUCUGA